AGUAAAGAACCUGAAUGGUAUUUUGUCCACAUUCACAAAUAGACCCUCCAACACAACAUACUGCCCUUUCCCACCGGCGCCACAAAAGUCUCUCUCUCUCUCUCUCUCUCACGUGCUUGCCUCCAUAAACCUCUACACAGAGAGAGAUGGGGAAGGAGAAGGGGACGCCGGCGUCAUUGGAGGAUCUGAUAGAGAAGGCGGGAGGUUGUGCGGUGGUGGACGGAGGCUUCGCUACGCAGCUUGAGAGACACGGUGCUGUCAUCAACGACCCUCUCUGGAGCGCUCUCUGUCUCAUCAAGGACCCUGAUCUCAUCAAGCGGGUCCACUUGGAAUACUUGGAGGCUGGUGCUGAUAUUUUGGUCACUUCAUCUUACCAGGCCACCCUUCCCGGAUUUCUGUCCAGAGGAUUGUCGUUUGAAGAAGGGGAGUUGUUACUAGAAAAGAGCGUCAAGUUGGCUGUUGAAGCUCGAGAUAGUUUCUGGGACUCUGUGGAAAGGACUCCUGGACAUUGCUAUAACAGGGCGUUGGUUGCAGCCUCUAUUGGAAGCUAUGGAGCUUAUCUUGCUGAUGGUUCAGAAUACAGUGGGUGUUACGGACCAGAUGUGAAUUUGGAUAAGCUGAAGGAUUUCCACCGCCGCAGAUUGCAAGUUCUUGUGGAAGCAGGUCCAGAUUUACUUGCCUUUGAGACCAUUCCCAAUAAAAUUGAAGCUCAGGCCUGUGUUGAGUUGCUUGAAGAACAAAACAUCCAAGUUCCAUCUUGGAUCUGUUUUAGCUCUGUAGAUGGUGAGAAUGCCCCAUCAGGCGAGAGGUUUAAGGAGUGCCUUGACAUAAUAAAUAAGAGUAACAAAGUACAUGCAGUGGGAAUAAACUGUGCACCUCCCCAUUUUAUUGAAGCCCUUAUAUCCAAAUUUAAGGAGUUAACCAAGAAGGCAAUAGUUGUUUACCCCAAUAGUGGCGAGGUAUGGGAUGGCAGAGCUAAGAGAUGGCUGCCAUCUAAGUGUUUUGGCGAUGACAAAUUUGAAUUGUUUGCAACAAGAUGGCGUGAUGCCGGAGCUAAACUCAUCGGAGGCUGCUGUCGGACAACACCUUCCACCAUUCAAGCCAUUUCAAAGGUUUUAAAAGAAAGGUCGUAAGCAAAGAGGAUUGUUGAUUACUGAUUUCAUCGUUUGAACUUUUCACCAAGAAACUACGCUUCUUUAAGUUGCUGCCCAUUCAAUCUAUCUUAACCCACAGAAUUUUACUCAUUUAGAAAGGGAGAGGAGGGAUAUCUUCAUCUAAGAACAUGAAUGCCGUCAAUUUUGCAUAGGGAUGUUUCAUUAUCGCUAUUUGCAAAAUUAACUACCGUCUACCGUGAACAAAUCCAUUUACUUUUAAUCAAUUUCAAUUUUGCACUUUCGGGGUUUGUUGGAUGAUGAUUGAGACUUUUGUCUUAAAUUACAGGACUUUCUUUGUAAA
Molecule: messenger RNA, 1455 nt
Organism: Alnus glutinosa
Lineage: Eukaryota; Viridiplantae; Streptophyta; Magnoliopsida; Fagales; Betulaceae
Product: homocysteine S-methyltransferase 1
Exons: 7
Coding region: 147-1133 (328 amino acids)
Biological process (GO): S-methylmethionine cycle
Molecular function (GO): zinc ion binding; S-adenosylmethionine-homocysteine S-methyltransferase activity
Source: RefSeq, a predicted model, not a curated record